Molecule: messenger RNA, 2928 nt
Organism: Bombina bombina (fire-bellied toad)
Lineage: Eukaryota; Metazoa; Chordata; Amphibia; Anura; Bombinatoridae
Gene: MSI1
Product: musashi RNA binding protein 1
Exons: 15
Coding region: 33-1076 (347 amino acids)
Cellular component (GO): cytoplasm
Molecular function (GO): RNA binding
Source: RefSeq, a predicted model, not a curated record
CGCUGCUGCUCUCAUGAGCCGCCGGAGACCGAAUGGAGACAGAAGCGCCCCAGCCCGGACUGCCGCCCCCGGACUCUGCGCACGAUCCCUGUAAAAUGUUCAUCGGGGGACUGAGCUGGCAGACAACUCAAGAGGGACUUCGGGAAUAUUUUAGUCAAUUUGGGGAUGUCAAGGAGUGUCUUGUGAUGAGAGAUCCAUUGACCAAAAGAUCCAGGGGUUUUGGAUUUGUUACAUUUAUGGAUCAGGCUGGCGUGGACAAAGUUUUGGCUCAAUCAAGGCAUGAACUGGACUCAAAGACGAUUGACCCAAAAGUGGCGUUUCCUCGUAGGGCCCAACCCAAGAUGGUGACAAGGACAAAGAAGAUAUUUGUGGGAGGACUGUCAGUGAACACAACUGUAGAAGAUGUGAAGCAAUAUUUUGAACAGUUUGGGAAGGUGGAUGAUGCUAUGUUAAUGUUUGACAAAACAACUAACCGGCACAGAGGAUUUGGAUUUGUCACCUUUGAAGGUGAGGACAUAGUGGAGAAGGUUUGCGAGAUACAUUUCCACGAAAUCAACAAUAAAAUGGUUGAAUGUAAGAAGGCACAGCCCAAAGAGGUUAUGUCCCCAACUGGGUCUGUGCGGGGCCGUUCACGCGUUAUGCCGUAUGGAAUGGAUGCUUUCAUGUUGGGCAUUGGAAUGCUGGGUUAUCCUGGAUUCCAAGCAGCAACCUAUGCUAGUCGCAGCUACACAGGCAUAGCACCAGGGUACACUUAUCAGUUCCCAGAGUUUCGUGUAGAGAGAACCCCUCUCCCGGGCACCCCCGUCCUCCCAGAACUCACAGCGAUCCCCCUUACUGCAUAUGGACCAGUAGCCGCAGCAGCAGCAGCUGUAGUAAGAGGCUCCACUCCAACCCGCACAGGGGGGUUUCUGGGAACCAGCAGCCCAGGACCAAUGGCAGAACUGUACGGGGCAGCCAAUCAGGAAUCAGCGGUCAGCAGCUACAUCAGUGCAGCCAGUCCAGCCCCCAGCACAGGAUUUGGACACAGUCUUGGGGGCCCUCUGAUUGCCACAGCAUUCACCAAUGGGUACCACUGAGGCUUCAGGUCACUGCCGAGGUUUGACUAUGGAAGCAUCUCCAGCCCAUGACUAUGAUUUCUCCCCUCUCAAACUAUUUGACGCCUGCACAUUAUCUUAUAUUCCUGCAAAGUAACAGACUUGGUGCCUCCUGCAUAACACCUCCUUUACAUCCCAGAAGCAGUUUUAUUUAUUUCUUGUUCUUUUACAUUUGGUUCAAAUACUUUUUGCCCAAUUUUAGUUUUGUGUUUGUGUCCAAGUUAUAGCGGUUUUGGGAAACCUUUCCUGUUAUUGUGUUUUUGUCCUGGUGAAAUGCAGGGAAACCUCUGUACACAAUGCUGGAGGGAGGGGAGACCAUCUUUGGGCCUAAACGUCUGGGAAUAUUAUUGUGUUUUGUUUUUUGUUUGUUUUUUUUUUUUUAAAUAUUUUAUGUAAAUUUCGGCUUUUAAAAUGUGUAAAACUGAGAAUUUGAAUGAACCGUGCACAAGAACAAGACAAAUGUAUAUUUUGCUAAAGAAAAAAAACUAUUUGUAGAACAGAAAUUAUUUUAAUUUUCUCAAAAGUGGUUUGAAUUUUUUUUUCCUCUGUAAAAUAUGUAAAUAUUGCAGACUGAUCAUUCUGCCUCCUCUUGGUCAAAAAUGACCUGGGCUUCGUGGUUGCCUACUUGGGCCUGUAUUUUAGCAAUAUUUUCAUAAAUAUCUAAAUGAAUUGACAGGUCUUUUUUAUAUACCUUUUAUUAUGAGUUUAAAAAAAAAAAGAGACUUCAGUCCAUAUGAAUAAGCUGGGACGCACUCAGUGUGUGAGAAUCCUGAACACCCCCAGCUUUAAAAUUCCUUACCGAUUUUUAGUCUCAAAGCGAAUUAACUUUUUUUUUUACAUGUCACUGCUCAUCUCUGGGGGGGGGCUUCAUUUUAAAGAGGUUGCAAAGUUGGAACUUACCUCAGUAUAAAAAAAAAUCUUCCUGAAAGAAUAUUCUAAUUGAAUAUUUAUUAAUGCAUAAUAAGGGUGUCUCUGAGAAAUUCACAUGCAAUAAAGGGACAUAAAACAAGUUGGGAUAGAGACAAAAUAUAAUGUGUACUUUAAUUCCUUUAUCUGCAAAUAUAUACUGCACUGCCUCGCUAUUAACCCUUUCCUUUAAGUUUACGAUUUGUACAGCUCUAACUCUGCCCACACAAUUCCUUCUAUGGCUGUAUCUAUAUCUACCAUUGGUUUGGUAGAAUGCAGACGUACACAGUGAUUAUCUGCUGGAGCAUACCUAGAAGCAAAUAAACUACUGUGAAAUACAAUGCCUGUGUUUCUGAUGCUAAACACUUAUAAGGGUGGGUGGAUCAGACUAAUACAGACAGCAUAGCUGUAUGUUUGCUUAUUUUUGAAAAUUAUUUUAAAAUACUUGCUAGCAAUUUUUAAACAAUUUUUUAUGCAAACUAUUUUUUUACUUAAUUAGCCCUUUUAGGAUAUGCACAGAUCUCAACAUGUUUUAUGGCACUUUAAGGCACUAACUUGGUAUUUUGUUUUAUUAUUAUUAAUAUAUAUAUUUUUUUUUAAUCAAGGCCAUACCUAUGAAGUUUCCCACCAAAACUCUUGUAUUUAUGGGCUUGUUUUACAAUAUAUUAAAACAGAUGCAAAUCAUAUUCUGUUUCAUAUUGGUUUCAUUUAAAGUCGAAAAUAAAUAAUAUACCAGCCUUCCACAUUUUCUUCAUUCAAAAUUCUGUCCCCCCGGGAAGGGAAUUGUGUAAUCUACAAAAAAAGUUAAUUAUGACAGGGGCUUCAUACAGCGAAAACUACUGCAAAAUUCUAAGCAAUAAUAUUUGUUACUGCAACUGGAUUUUUUUAAAAAGAUAGCUCAAAAUAAAUGAUGAAUUUUAUUUCUGUG